AUGGUGGAGUACAACAUGCUCUCCCCCACGGGCUCCAUGCAAAUGAUGCAGGUUGUGUCCUGUGUUGGUGCUGCCUCCACUGGCUGCUGUGGGAGCUGCUCCCAGCAGAAGGACCUGGAGGAAGAUGUGAGGGAUGGGCAAGGUGUGGCACAGAGCGACCACUGUGACCUGCGGGGUGCGGAACAGAGCCAAGGCUGCGGGGCUCAGGCCGAGCUCAGUGCGACCUGGUUGUCACGCGGAGGAGAAAGCCUGGUUUUGCUGGGACAGACACUCUGCGAGUGCUCGCCGCUUGUGCACAUGAUGUCCGAGGGGACUCAGGAGGCCGCCGGCUCGAGUGAGCCAGCAUGCGUGCUCUGUGGCCGAGUGGAUCAGGACUCGAGCAUAUAUGGGCACAAACAUGAGAAAAACGGGUUCUACUUCCAUACUUUUUGUGUGAGCCUGCUCUUUCUUCUUCUGCAGAUAUUCUCCACUGGUCUUUGUAAACCAGGAAACAACAGCAGAAAUGCAUGUCAUUUCGAAGAAGAGCUGAUACGCACAGUCAGGCGGGGAGAGCAGACGCUCUGCUUCGUCUGUGGCCAGCGCGGGGCCACCAUCACCUGCGCAGAGCCGGACUGCGACCGCAGCUUCCAUCUCUCCUGCACGUCAGAGGGCGAAUGCGUCACCCAGUUCUGCGACGAUUUCAGGUCCUUCUGCUGGGUGCAUCGUCCACAUCAGGCAGUGGAGGCAGCGCCGGUGCAGGACACGACCUGCAUCAUCUGCAUGGAGUCCAUGGAGCACAGCAGAUCAUACAGCACCAUGCUGUGCCCAGCCUGCCAACACGCCUGGUUCCACCGGGCUUGCAUCCAGGUAGGAGCCCUCCCAUACCCCAUGAGCACGGCACGUGCUCAGCAGCACCAGGCCAGGCUCACACUCACCCUUCUGUUUCUGCUGCAGGAACAGGCCAUGUGUGCAGGAAUUUAUUGCUUUCAUUGCCCCCACUGCCGAGACAGAGACAUGUUUCUUCGAGACAUGCUCACUAUGGGGAUCCGAAUCCCAUUCAGAAGACCAACGUGGGAGGACAAUUAUGACUAUGCAACCCUGGGAGUUAGGCAUCAGCGCUGUGAUGCCAGCGACUGCCAUUAUCCACAUGGCCGGGAACAAGAAGAGGGAGACGGGCCCUGGCAGCUGCUCCUCUGCAGCUCCUGCGCUGCACAAGGCACCCAUCGACUCUGCUCCAACUUGAGUCUGAGCACAUCUGCAUGGGAGUGCAACACCUGUGCUGGAGAGGGCAUCGCCUCCAGCACCAAUGCGGACAGCGCUGGCCCCAACACCACCAGCCAGCAGGGACUGGGGCCAUCCCAAGGCCCUACAGGACAGGAGAGCAGCAGCUCCAACACCACCAACCAGGCACCAUCCGGACCAGAUCACAGCUCCCAGGUGCCUGAGCUGCUCUCCGGGCAGACACAGCGGGCCAGGACUCGGAGCCGCUCGCCUCUGGACCAUCGGGCUGCAGAGACCAACAGCCAGCCCCAGAGACGCCGCAGGAGCCGGUCCAGGCGGCCAGGGCCAGCCCGGGGGCGAAGCCGCUCCCGGGUUCCACGUCGGGCCCGGAACAUCAACCCCCGGCCCCACUGA
This is a messenger RNA of Lagopus muta (rock ptarmigan), 1614 nucleotides long. Its product is annotated as PHD finger protein 7-like. NCBI's taxonomy places the organism in Eukaryota, Metazoa, Chordata, Aves, Galliformes, Phasianidae. The record is from RefSeq and is a predicted model, not a curated record. Gene Ontology annotation, cellular component: nucleus.